Molecule: messenger RNA, 425 nt
Organism: Lates calcarifer (barramundi perch)
Lineage: Eukaryota; Metazoa; Chordata; Actinopteri; Centropomidae
Product: interferon-induced protein 44-like
Exons: 6
Coding region: 9-365 (118 amino acids)
Source: RefSeq, a predicted model, not a curated record
GGAGGAGGAUGGCAGAGCGACGCAGACGCAGGAAAUCCUGGUGGUGGCCAUUCAUUGAGUCUGAACCUGAACCUGAACCUACGCCUUCUCCCACUUUUAAGGAACCCUGGAGGAAAAUAUCUUGGGGAGAGAAACAGAGGGAUCUUCAGUAUGUGCAGGAGUACAGGCCUGAAAACGGAGACAUUAAACAUCUGCGAAUUCUUCUGUACGGGCCUGUCGGAGGCGGAAAGUCCAGCUUCAUCAACUCUGUCAGCACCGUCAUGCGAGGCAGGACAACUAUUCCUGCUGCAGCCAGUGCAACCACCUCUGACACAAGCUUCACCAGACAAAGAGAGACCCAACAGAUCCACCAUGAGCAGCACUAAGCAGCUGUGGCAAGGAAACACUUCUCCGCAGAACCGGACUCAGGGUGGGCGAGAGGGGGG